CACCACUCCAUGCCGCUCCGCACGCUGCUCCGGCACCUCGCGGCUGGCCAGUUCGCGCGCCUGCAGGCGCUCACGGGCGCGGCCACGGCGCCGGCCGCGCACCGCGUCCUCCACCUCCUCCUCCGCACCGCGCCGGCCCCUCCCCUCCCCCACCUCGUCUCCCUCGCGCGCUGGUCCCGCUCCCACUUCCGCGCGCCUCUCCCGCUCCGGCUCCACGCGCUGCUGCUGGCCCGCCUCGCCUCCCACGGCCUCCACCCGCUGCUCCGCUCCGAGCUCCACGCCCUCGCCGCCGCCCGCCUCCACUCCCCGGCGUCAAUCGUCCGCGCCCUCCCCGCGGCUUCCCCAGCCGCCGCGCCGCUCAUCGCCGACAUGCUCGUCCUCGCGCUCGCCAGGGCCUCCCAGCCCCUGGCGGCGUACGAGGCCUUCCUCCUCCUCGGCGACAACCACCCGCGCCACCGCCCCUCCGCCUUCUCGGUGAACAGCCUGCUCUCCGCCCUUUUCGCCGCCGACCGGGUCGACCUCGCCGAGCGGGCCUUCAAGGCGGCGCUCCGGCGGCGCGUGUCGCCGGACCUUUUCACCUUCAACAUCGUCGUCUCCGGGCUCUGCAAGGCUGGGCAGCUUCGCAAGGCCGGCGAUGUCGCCAAGGACAUCAGGGCGUGGGGGCUGACCCCCUCUGUGGCCACCUACAAUGCUCUCAUCGACGGCUACUGCAAGAAGGGUCGUGUCGGGAGGAUGUACCACGUCGACGCGCUUUUGAAGGAGAUGGUCGAGGCUGGAAUCUCGCCCAAUGUUGUUACAUUCAAUGUGCUGGUUACUGGGUAUUGCCAGGACUCGAACACUGCUGCUGCGGUGAAAGUCUUUGAGGAGAUGAAACAGCAGGGGAUUGCGCCCAGCAUGGGGACAUACAAUGCACUUGUUUGGGGUCUCUGCUGUGAGGGGAAGGUAGAGGAAGGGGUGAAGCUGGUGGAUGAGAUGCAGGAUCUGGGGCUGGCGCCUAAUGUGGCCACCCUGAAUAGUGUGCUGAAUGGGUUUUGCAAAAAGGGCUUAAUGGCAGAUGCUGAGAAUUGGGUUGAUGGUAUGGCACAGAGGAAUGUUGAACCGAAUGUGGUUACUUACAAUACCUUGAUGGAUGGAUAUCGCCGGCUCGGUAAAAUGAUGGAUACGGCGGCUGUGAAGGAGGCCAUGGCAGGGAAGGGGAUUAGUCCAAAUGUCAGAACAUACAAUUGCCUGAUAGCUGGGUUUGACCAGAGCGGGGAUUGGGGCAGUGUUUCUGGUCUUCUCGAUGAGAUGAAGGACAAAGGUGUUAGAGCUGAUAUUGUCACUUACAAUACACUUAUUGGUGCCCUGUGCUGCAAAGGGGAAGUACGUAAAGCUGUAAAGCUCUUGGAUGAAAUGUUGAUGGUUGGCUUGGAACCAGAGCAUCGGACUUACAACAACAUAAUAAAUGGGUACUGUGAGAAGGGGAACAUUAAGUCUGCCUAUGAAAUUAGGGCCAGGAUGGAGAAAGGUAGGAAACGGGCAAAUGUGGUCACAUACAAUGUCUUCAUCAAGCACCUUUCCAGAAUGGGGAAGAUGGAGGAGGCUAAUGAGCUCCUGAAUGAGAUGUUGGAGAAAGGUCUCGUUCCAAAUAAGGUUACCUAUGAAACAAUCAAGGAGGGGAUGAUGGAGAAAGGUUACGUUCCUGAUGUAAGAGGACUCGCUUGCUCAGAAGCCUCUCAAAAUCUGACAUCCUGAAACGCUUGCCAGUUCACAGUUUUAAGUUUGAAUGGUUGGUCUUUUCUUGGACCCAGUCUUUCUGGCGUGCACAAGUGUUCACAUUGAAGGAAGUCACAAGAGGUGGCUAUGGAGGUUUUUUCCCAACAUGGGUGGCAACAUAACCUUCGGAUCGAUCCACCACCUCCAUCGACAUAGGCAUAGUGUUGGUCUAUAGGGCUCUACUGCUGCUGAUUUGUCGGUUUUUUUUCAUCAUUUUUUGUCAGACCUUCAUAUUGGGCCGUGUGCAUCCUAGUUAUGCAGAGGCCGGGUGUUACUCAUAAUGCUUUGUAUCCGCUUGAUGCUACAUUUGAGAUAAUAAAAUCGCCCUUUAUCGAAAAAACAAGAGGCGGUGCGCCGAAGAUCGGGCUGCCGGCGUACCGCACUGGACACAGCACAUGGUGGGCGUCCUUGCUUUAUUAACGCAGUGCAUCCGACAUGUAGCCGGCGUGAUGGCCCCCAAAUGACCCAUCAAAUGACGCGCACAUCACUUCAACCGCGACCCCAGCCCCCAGGUCAGGUGGGACUAGCCGCUGAGUUUAAGCAUAUAAAUAAGCGGAGGAGAAGGAACUUACAAGGAUUCCCCUAGUAACGGUGAGCGAACCCGGAGCAGCCCAACUCGAGAAUCAGGCGUCUGUGCCGUCCGAAUUGUAGUCUGGAGAGGCGUCCUCGGCGACGGACCGGGCCCGAGUCCCCUGGAAAGGGGUGCCUGGGAGGGUGAACUGAAGCGAACUAGGCAAACUUGAGUAUCAUGCUUACUAGUGGUAAUAUCAUACUAGCAUUCAUUUUGGCUUUCAGAGUACUUAGCACGACAGUAUGGCACUCUCCUAUGCUUCCUAUAUAGCAUCACACAGAAAGUGAAUACCGGAGGCGAACACCUGUGCAACUCUAUCUGACAGAUCCAUGAAUCUGAAAGUGCUCACCUGGCACUGUGCCUCCUGGACACUACACUGAUCUGUUACUGUCUUACUUUUGAAGGAUUCCUUUAGAAAAUGGAAAAAAUUGCUAUUGUAUUUACCUUAAGGUUAGGAGCCAUUUUAUUUGGUUCAUAAGGGCCACAAAAUAUCUGAUGAAAUUUCCUCACUAGUCCUUGAGCAGAAAAUUGUUCGUGUUUCUCAAGAAUAGAAGUUAUAUUCAUGGUCCCCAGUAGCCACACGAGUCCUCACUAGUCCUUGAGCAGAAAAUUGUUCGUGUUUCUCAAGAAUAGAAGUUAUAUUCAUGGUCCCCAGUAGCCACACGAAUGAAAUGCAGCCAGGAAUUUACUCCCUGAUGUUGGAAAAAAAAAGGUUUGGGGCUUCCAUGUCCACUCUGAGUCCUGUCCUAUGAGGUGCAGCAAAAUGUUUAUCACCCACGUAAAUGAAUCUGAAAACAACAUGUGCAUAUCGAGGCCUAUGCACACCUUUUCUCCAAUAAUAUUUGUUUUGUCUUGCUGAUGGUUCUAACCAGCAAGUGGGGUAUUGCAUAUUGUGUGCUGUUGCUCGGCAAAUGUUUCUGAGCCCAACCCUGAUGGUAGAUUUAGGGUUCCAAAUCAUUUCGAGGUUGUAUAAAUCUUACAUGAGAAACGGGAAUAAGUGAUAAUUCCUUUCCAAAGCACCACCACUGGCUUAUCAGCAUAUUGUAAAGUUGCCUGACUUACCAGGAACUAUUCGUUGUAGCCUUAUGCUUUUACUGGUAUAGGUACCAACUAUAAAGCCUUCAGCUUAUGUGUCUGUACAAUUAUUCUCAAGUGACAAAUCAUGUGAUAGACCUCCUCUGCUCUUAUGAUCUGAAUGUGCAAAGCUCAGUACUUACAGUAAAGUUUGACCCUUCUCUGCUGUUUGUUUACUUGCCGUUUUGCAAUCUGGGGUGGGCAAGGAUUCUGAUCGGCAUAAUGGAUUUCGGUGAGUGCUGGACAACAAGAGAGAAAGUAUAACUAAACAGAUUAUAUGGUUUCAGUCAGGGCUGCACGUAGGGUUGAAAUACAGGCGUAUAGUUUCCACAUGAUCUGGAGCCAAAUUGGGGCAAAUUGAAAUUCCGAAAGAAAAUUUACUAUCUGGUCGGAGUUAAAUCCAGAUUCGAUCAGCUAUCUGCUGGAUAUGGAUAUUUCCUGGAUUUGAAAUCCAGAUAUCUAGCCAUAAGUAGGUUCUGAUGCCCAAGUCCCAUGAUCUUUUGCUUUGUUCACCGACCGACCUCUCCUCCAGCGGCGCCUCGCCAUGAUCCACCUCCAGCAGCCUAGCGCGAAGUGGCUCUAGUGUGCCACUGCAGCUCCCCUCCGUGUUGCUUCAACCAGGCGGACUAUGCACCGCCCAGCCAGUGGAUGCCUGCAUGGCUGUAUUGAUGACCUUUUUUCGCGCAUGGCACUCGUGGAGCAGAUUUGUAGAUUGAGUGGCUCGUCUCAUCAAUGCUGCCAUACUGCACAUCUGCUCUACUCAGGACUGUUGAUGGUCUCAGAUUAGAUGGUUUGACUGUUUCAGGUAUGUUUUUGAUCACCUCAACUUGUGGCUCCAACCAUCAACAUAGUGGGAUCACUAAUGAAUUCCCCGUGAUUCACAUUGCUUCAUCGGUUAAUUAGUUUGCGCCAUAUGCAAUUGAUUUAAUGCUUUACAAUCUGUGUUAUACAAGUUGACAAAUCUAUUAAUAAAAAUCUUGUAUGUUCAUCUGUAAACAUAUGCAAGAUUUUCCAUGAUUGAUUCAGAUGACGUUGGAGUUCUUAGGAGCUGCAAGAAUACAUAUAUCUUGCUUUGUUAAUGACAAUUUUAUUAUGUAUUAUAUCAGUGGUUAUUUUGGAA
Messenger RNA from Aegilops tauschii subsp. strangulata, 4520 nucleotides. RefSeq lists its product as uncharacterized. Gene Ontology annotation, molecular function: protein binding. NCBI's taxonomy places the organism in Eukaryota, Viridiplantae, Streptophyta, Magnoliopsida, Poales, Poaceae. The record is from RefSeq and is a predicted model, not a curated record.